Molecule: messenger RNA, 1637 nt
Organism: Triplophysa dalaica
Lineage: Eukaryota; Metazoa; Chordata; Actinopteri; Cypriniformes; Nemacheilidae
Gene: mustn1b
Product: musculoskeletal, embryonic nuclear protein 1b
Exons: 3
Coding region: 132-368 (78 amino acids)
Biological process (GO): chondrocyte differentiation; chondrocyte proliferation; tissue regeneration
Cellular component (GO): nucleus
Source: RefSeq, a predicted model, not a curated record
AUUAUAUCAUGACAAAAGAGGGGUGGGGGAGAGAAGGUUGAGCUGGUAUAAAAGAGACAGGGCACAAAGUGGAGAGAGUACACAAGAAAUCAACACGCCACCGUCCAGGGACAAGACCACAACCUCACAGUAUGUCUCAGCCAGUGGUUAAGAAGAAGAAGCGGCCAGUUGUUAAAGAGGAGGACCUGAAAGGAGCCCGCAGUAAACUGGGACUGAAAGGAGAUGUCAAGAGCAAAACAUAUGAGGUCAUGGUUGAGUGUGAGCGUAUGGGUAAGGUUGCUCCGUCUGUGUUCAGCGGUGUACGGUCCGGAGGUGAGACGGCACUUGAAAAGCCCAAACCUCCCUCAGGAAGUGUGUUUGGCAAAUGAGAAAAUGCGGAAUGAACAAAUGGAGUCUUCUUGCUGUCUGGGUUUUAAAUAUAUGUCUGUAAUAGCAUAGGGGAAGUUUUAGCAUUCACAACUUUGAUGAUUGCGUAUAAUGUGGAUACAUUUGUGAAAUUGGAUAUUUGUAUUUUUAUACUGCUUACUGUUGCUAUGUAACAUGUACUUCAAACCCCUUCGGAACACCUUGGUGCCAGUUUUCUGUGUCCUGUUUGGUAUAUUAAACAUUUGCUAAAAUUCAACACAAAUUUAUAUCUCCGUCAAGUCUUACACAUUUUUGUGUGGUUUAAAUCAAGAGGGCAAACAUUACAUCACACAAUGGCAAUUUAAUAAAAUGUAAAUUGGGAAAGGUGGAGUGAAAAUGGAUGCUUAAACAGUUAUACAUUCCUGUCAUAGCACUCUCAUCAUUUGCACACCUCUACUUGUGAAACGUAGGAUGGGAUAUGUUUUGUCUGGUCACUAACAUUGUGCCUGACAUUUUCAAAUUUUAAAUUAAUAAUUUAUUAAAGGUGAUAUACUUUCAAUAAAAAAAACAACAGCUCAAUUGUUUAUACUAUCCAAACUUGAAAACAUCUGUUUUUGAAUCCAUGUUUCAGCUGAACAUGCAUAAAACUACCGUAAGAGCUGUUUUUUGGAUGGGUUUUAUAAAAAUUCUUCAACAGGUGGCACAUACAAUGAGGUAUAUGAGGUAUAUUGGUGGGGGGGUGGUAAUUUAUAAAUCAAUAUUCGAUAUGGCUAACAAAACAUUUACAAACAGCAAAAUAAUAUUUUUGAAAACACAUUUUUGUUGAUUAUGUUUAAAAUGGGAAAAGAUUUAUUCACUCAAAAUGUACCCCAGGCUGCACUCAAUGGCAAUGGAGGGAAGUACUAUUACACAGUUCACAUGUAAAUCAGUUCUGGCUGUGCAGUUCAUAUGAAGUGUAUAGAAACAUAAAUGUAAACGUUUCUAUAGGAAGACCGUUUCCCUUAUAUUGCACUUUGCAUCAUUUUAUUUGCAUCGAAUAUUAAGGUGAUUGUUGAUGUGCAAUAACUGUAUUAUUUUAACACCCUUUAACAAGUGGGGAAUAUUUAAUACAAGAAGCAUUUGAGACCAAUAAACAAGAUCUAAAGCUAAACAAAGCCUGAACAGUUCAAAUUGCAAUGGAUCUGUAACCAAAUAUAACCUGUAACACCCAGCAUUUAUCAAUUAUGUGUGCAUAUAAAUGUAUAAAGCAAAUACUCAAUCAUAUGACCAACCAUUAAAUUUUUAAAACAGCA